AUGCUUUCCGAGAUUGUUCGCCGAGUCCGAACUAUUACCGGACACAGAAAUGAAUCUUCUACAUCAUCGACUAACGAUUCCGCGUCUUCGCCAUGUCCAACUCAAUCACUUCAUUCGGAGCCAAGUUCAUCAGGCGUUUCAUCAGGCGACGACGAUCAUCAAAAAAUGAGCGCUGAUCAGCAGAAAAGGUUUUGCGCAAAAUUGAUUCGAAUGCAACAAAAAUGGAGUAAUCGAGAGCAAAAUGAAAAGGAGAUCGCUGAGCUUUUGUCCCCGGAGGAUAGAUGUACGAUAUGUCACUAUCGUUUUGCGGCUGUAAAAUUUCUCCCAUGCGGUCAUCGCUUCGCCUGCAAGAGCUGCAUCGCUGCUUUGCUUCAAGAGAAUCUCGUUGAACGAUGGGCAAAUCGGCUAAAAUGCCAACAAUGCAACGAGUUCGUUCGACGAUUUCAUUUACUCGACCGGCCAACAGAUGAUCCAUCAAAAAUUGCAUCCACAUCGUCAAAAUCUCGUUUACGAGUCGGUUCAAUGUCGUGGAGCUCGUCAGCAAGUGGUGGAUCGACGCUUUCCACCACUUCAUCAACCACAUACGCUUCACAGCCAUCCAUCGCCUCAACCGUUUCCCAAGAUCUCUCAAAGAACAAUCCUUUCUUUGAUCCUUUCAGUAUU
This is a messenger RNA of Mesorhabditis belari, 663 nucleotides long. Lineage: Eukaryota; Metazoa; Nematoda; Chromadorea; Rhabditida; Rhabditidae. The record is from the annotation of a GenBank genome assembly.